This is a messenger RNA of Manihot esculenta (cassava), 3202 nucleotides long. Its product is annotated as extra-large guanine nucleotide-binding protein 3. Bases 182 to 2749 code for a protein of 855 amino acids. Gene Ontology annotation, biological process: adenylate cyclase-modulating G protein-coupled receptor signaling pathway. Gene Ontology annotation, molecular function: guanyl nucleotide binding; GTPase activity; G protein-coupled receptor binding. Gene Ontology annotation, cellular component: heterotrimeric G-protein complex. NCBI's taxonomy places the organism in Eukaryota, Viridiplantae, Streptophyta, Magnoliopsida, Malpighiales, Euphorbiaceae. The record is from RefSeq and is a predicted model, not a curated record. The transcript has 8 exons.
UGACGUCAAAUCUAACGGCGGAAUCGCAUCAUGAGUCCGUUCUGCCGGCGACAAUAAACACCGUUUAAUUCCAGCUUGAUCAGCCAGCUCCCAUUCUUGACUAUUUAUUUUAAUAUUAUUUAUUUCCCUGCAAGUUUUCCCUGGUUUUCUCACUAACCAAACGACUCCUAGAAAACUGCCAAUGUCAACUGCUACUGAGGCAGAAGAAGAAAGCACAUGGGAACAAGUCUUGAGAAAGAUGUUACCUGCAGGUGCACCAUUGCCAGAUGAAGACCAUCUCGAUUAUUCCAUCGCUGUCGAAUAUCAAGGCCCUCCUGUUCCUUACCAAGUCCCUCGUGUUGAUCCACUCAAUCUUGAUUCACUCUCCAUUCGUUCUUCUUCUCUGGUAUCCGUUGCCGACGACACGGAUGUUUCUGUUCCCGUUGCUGCUCCGAUCACUGCUUCAAAGAUUUCCAAGUUCAGUCGUUUUAGGAAUGGAACUGCUAAUGUUUUAGUUAAAGAAUCGACCAGUUCCGUGCCGCAAAUUGAAAAGGCAGUAAAUGGAGAAAAUGAGGAAGAAGGAGAAUCGGCACAAGUUGUUAAUGGAAGAAAGGGAGAGGAAAAUGAGGGAAAGCGUGUAAAUGUAGUGAAAUUUAAUACUCCCAGGGAUUCGGAAACCGAGGAUGAUGGAUAUUCAUCCACGCAAUCUAGUGCUGCGGCUGAUGCUUUGAGGCCAACCUCGGCGGUUCGGAAAGGGUCUAGGAAGAGAGGAGUGUGCAGUAGAUGUGGGAAAAAGAAUAGGUUGAAGGAGAGAGAGGCGUGUUUGGUGUGUGAUGCCAGGUAUUGUAGCAAUUGCAUGCUUAAGGCCAUGGGAUCGAUGCCUGAAGGGAGGAAGUGUGUUAGUUGCAUUGGGCAUCCCAUAGAUGAAUUGAAAAGGUCUAGUUUGGGUAAAUGUUCAAGGAUCUUGUCCAAAGUGUGCAGUCCAUUGGAGGUUAGGCAGAUUAUGAGGGCAGAAAAGGAGUGUGCAGCCAAUCAGUUGAGGCCCGAACAAUUGAUUGUGAAUGGGAGAUCACUCAGGCAAGAGGAAUUGGCUGAGGUUUUAGGGUGUCCUAUCCCACCUCAGAAUUUGAAGCCUGGAAAGUAUUGGUACGAUAAGGAUUCAGGACUAUGGGGAAAGGAGGGAGAAAAGCCCGAUAGGAUAAUUAGUUCCAAGCUUAAUGUUGGUGGUAAGCUUCGGUCAGAUGCUAGCAAUGGAAACACAAAGGUUUACAUAAAUGGACGUGAAAUAACCAAGGUUGAACUCAGAGUGUUGAAGCUGGCCAAGGUACAAUGCCCUCGGGAUACACAUUUUUGGGUGUAUGAUGAUGGAUCUUAUGAAGAAGAAGGGCAAAAUAAGAUAAAAGGGAAAAUAUGGGGAAAGGCAUCAACUCGUUUCAUCUGCUCAUUAUUUUCACUGCCUGUGCUGCAUGGAAAUCCUUUUGUGCCAAAAGAAGAUCCAACAACCUUUUCAGGUAAAUCCGUUCCCAAGUAUUGGGAACAAGGAGGGGUCCAGAAACUGCUGUUAUUGGGGUUGGAAGGAUCUGGAACCAGUACCAUCUUCAAGCAGGCAAAGUUUUUAUAUGGGAACAAGUUCACUCCAGAAGAGUUGCAGAAUAUUAAGGUUAUGAUUCAAAGUAACAUGUACAAAUAUCUUAGCAUGUUAGUUGAAGGACGAGAGAGAUUUGAAGAGGAAGCUUUGAUGGAAAAGACAACUACCCCAGUGAAUGCUGAAGAAUCUGCUUCAGAAUUUGAAGGAAAUCAACAAUGCAUAUACUCAAUCAACCAAAGGUCCAAGCAUUUUUCCGACUGGUUACUGGACAUCAUGGCUACAGGAGACCUGGAUGCUUUUUUUCCUGCUGCAACAAGAGAGUAUGCUCCUAUUGUUGAUGAGGUCUGGAAAGAUCCUGCCAUACAGGAGACAUACAAGAGAAGGGAGGAACUGCAUCUUGCUGAUGUUGCCAAAUAUUUUCUAGAUCAGGCUGUUGAAAUAUCAAGCAACGAAUAUGAACCUUCAGAAAAGGACAUUUUAUACGCUGAAGGAGUCACCAAGAGUAAUGGCCUUGCGUUCAUGGAAUUCUCAUUUGAUGAUAGAAGCCCUAUGUCUGAGAUAUAUAAUGAAGAGUCUGAAUGUCUGCCUCCCUUGGACAAGUACCAAUUAAUUCGCAUAAAUUCCAAAGGAUUGCAUGAUGGUUGCAAAUGGCUGGAAAUGUUUGAAGAUGUGAGAGCUGUUAUCUUCUGUGUUGCAUUGAGUGACUAUGAUCAAACCUGGGCCUAUGGUUCAGGUCCUAGUUGUAAUAAAAUGUUGGCUAGCAGAGACAUAUUUGAGAGUUUGAUGAGGCACCCCUGUUUUCUGGACACCCCUUUUGUGCUGUUGCUGAACAAGUAUGACGCAUUUGAGGACAAGAUCAACCAGGUUCCUUUGUCCACCUGCGAGUGGUUUAAAGAGUUCUGCCCUGUGAGGACCCAUAACAAUAAUCAGACACUGGCUCACCAAGCUUACUACUAUGUGGCAGUGAAAUUCAAGGAGUUGUAUUCUUCUAUUACUGGGCGUAAGUUGUUUGUGUGGCAGGCCAGAGCCCGGGAGCGUACAUCGGUUGAUGAGGCAUUCAAAUACAUAAGGGAGGUCCUCAAGUGGGAUGAAGAAAAGGAUGAUGACAUGUAUGGAAUCACUGGGGAUGAUUCAUUUUACAGUACAGAAAUGAGCUCCUCUCCUUACAUGGGGCCGGAGUAGCUAAUCCCUUUUCUUUAAACUGGCAAGCCAUCAUUUUGAUUUUUGAGCUGGGAGAUUGAUAAUUUUUUUUUUUUUAAUGGAUUUUGGGUAAAUAUAAUGGUCGAAAUUGAGAGAUUGAUAUAGCUUUUGACAAGGAUCAUUCUGCUGCAUGUUCUUGUUGGGUAGAGUAGGUAUUGAUUUAUAAAUAAGCUAAUGGUCUUUUGUUCUUUCUUUUUUUUUUUUUUUUUUUUUUUUAGAGGGUUGAGGGAAUUUAUUCGCCUGUAUAGCUUUAUCUAUGCACCAUAAAUAACUGAAGUUUAUGCAAUCAUUUUAUCAUUCAGAUUUGUUGCAAGUAGACAGGACAUUGCUGUUGGUUGGCUUGCCAGCUCUUCAGAAUCUGCACGGAAUGACGUUUGGAGUUGGAGAUAUUAUAAAUACAUUAUUCAUCAUUUCUACCAUGAACUUUGACAAUUA